Messenger RNA from Mya arenaria, 630 nucleotides. RefSeq lists its product as uncharacterized. Bases 1 to 630 code for a protein of 209 amino acids. The transcript is spliced from 2 exons. Lineage: Eukaryota; Metazoa; Mollusca; Bivalvia; Myida; Myidae. The record is from RefSeq and is a predicted model, not a curated record.
AUGGCCGCAAGCCCAUACCCGGUCUGGGGAUCGCUGACCCCUGGGGUAACAAACAGCGGACAGGCAACGCCCAAUUCACCAGGGUCAGUGAACAACGACCUAGUUACUAUGCUAAUUAAGCGAUUAGAUAGUAUGGAUAGUAAACUUGCUCGCCUAGAUUCCAUACAGUCUAGUGUAAACACUAUAAAUACCAGAAUACAAAGCAUGGAUACAAAGAUCAAUGAUCUUGAGAGCAAGGUGCGUGACAUCGAGCGGAGUCGCGAAUUUGACAGCCAAACCUUAUCCGAAAUAAGUAAACAACAUAAAGACUUAGACAGCUUUACCCAAAAAAUGAAAAAGUUUGAAGAGGAGCAUAGGAGAGCGCAUCGGAUCGGUCCCUACCAAGGUGAUAAGACCCGGCCGAUUGUGGCCAAGUUCUCCGACUUCCCUGAUCGUGAGAAAGUUCGUCGGGCGGCGAAGGAACUAAAAGGAACACAGUACGGGAUCUCGGAACAGUUUCCUAAGCAGGUUGUGGAGCAGCGCCGGAAACUGGUUCCCAUCAUGCUCCAGGCCCGGAAGGACGGCAAAGAGGCUUUUAUUAAGGUCGAUAAGCUAUUUAUCAACAACCAUCUCUACCGCGGACCCUGUUAG